Molecule: messenger RNA, 1017 nt
Organism: Micropterus dolomieu (smallmouth bass)
Lineage: Eukaryota; Metazoa; Chordata; Actinopteri; Centrarchiformes; Centrarchidae
Product: urokinase plasminogen activator surface receptor-like
Exons: 5
Coding region: 10-633 (207 amino acids)
Source: RefSeq, a predicted model, not a curated record
CAUCACAAAAUGCAUCUCCUUACUCUGAUCUUUGGAAUUGUGCUUCUCCCUAAAACCUACACCCUGACAUGUUAUCAGUGUGUACCGGGAAGCUCAGGGACCUGCACAGGCACCACAAAACAAUGCCCUUUAAGGGCUCAUCAGUGUCGCGCAGCAAGAAUCACUUCAUAUAUAGGUGAUUCAAAACUUGCUGAUGUCAACAUAAAAACUUGUGCUUUGGAUGAACAGUGUCUUGAGGGUGCAGUCAACUUUGGUAUCACCAGAACUGUAAUUACCAGCAAGUGUUGCGCCACCGACCUCUGUAACUCCGAGCCUGCCGCGGAACCCAGUUUAGCCAGGGACAAUGGUUUAAAGUGCCACCGCUGCGAUGGUCAAAAGUGCUCAACUCUAAACUGCAAAGGGAAUGAGGACCACUGCAUCUCAGCAGCAGUGAACUUACGGGGUGAAAAGAAGAUCAUGAAGGGCUGUGCCUCCGAGAAGAUGUGCUCAGAUACGGCAAAUGCACAGAUUGCAGGAGCCAUUCCAGGAGAAACUAGCUGCUGUCAGGGUGACUUCUGCAACAGUGCCAGCAGCAAAAGUGCUGGCCUUCUGCUCCUGGUGGCACCGUUGUUCUCUUUGGUAAUGUUCUCUUAACUGGAGGAGACGGAAACAUCACUGCUCAGUUUUUAGCUCUCAUCGCCGCAUAGCCUCUUAGUGCUCCCACCUAUUUUUUCUCAUUUCAAGUGACGAGUGGGAAAGUAGAAAGUUUAGCAUUUUCCUUUGUCUCCUGCCUCAUACAGAUUUAACCUGCUUAUUUUUAAUAUGCUUUAUUUUUUGCUUGUUGCCUAUAAUGAUAGUAGUGAUUGUCUUGCAAAGAAUAGUUGUCAACAACAACUCUUCUUUCUAAAGUAAAACAAGGAGAAUGUAAAAACAUGUUCAUGCACAAAUCUUUCCCGAGUGCUAUUAUUAACCUGAAACCUAUUUUCAAUGGAAUUUUGAUGAAAAUUAAAAUAAAUACAUUUCUUAAAAUCCUUUUAA